GCCCAUUUUACGGUCGUCUUCACGCGACAGUCCCGUAGACAUAGGGGCGCCCGCGCGGGGCGAGGGGAGAAGCGGCGGCACGCGGCGGCGCAGCUUGUUUCAAGGUCGGCACAUCCUGCAGGCCAGUUGAAGUCGGCCUACCACCCCUGGACCAGCCCAAAGCCGAGUCACGGCCGCACCGCAACUCGCCAGCUUCCGCGCACCAGCUGCGCCGCCCUCGCCAGGCAGCGAUAUCUCCUAUCUCUCCUGCCGGCGGGUCGGUGGUUCCAGCGGACAAGAUGCUGGGCGUCUCCACCAGCCAGCUUUUGGUCAUCCUCGGGGCCUGCUCCGUGAUGAUGAAGCCCAGUGACAUGAUCAAGAUGGCAAGGGUGGCAGGGAGGAUGACCGGGAGAGCGGUCGGUCGCCUCAUGCUCUACCGCCGGCAGAUGGACGACAUCUUCGAGCAGACUGCAGCGAAGAAGAUUAAUACGGAGCUUCAAGAUGCCAUGUCAAAGUUACAAUCAAUUGGUUAUGAAGUUCAGAACUUAUCUAGAAUAACUCCUGGCCAGUUUAUCAAAAGGCAGCACAACACCGAGGGCAUGACUGAAGCAGGAACAUAUGAUGGUUCUGCAACUCAGUCUGGAGAAUUUCGUGAUGAUAUUCGCAGUAUAAUUCGUGAUGAAAUUGAGAGCUUUUGUAGAAAAAAUCCUGAUCAAUUUACCAGGAGAUUAAAUAAUUCUGACGGAAUUCAGAACUCUGAAAAACCAGCUGAAGCUACAAAAUUUGAUGUAACUAAUAAAUUUGCAAUGACAUCUAAGGACAUGGAAUCAGCGAAUGCAAGCUCUACAAAUCUGCACAGCCAAGCAAUGAUGUAUGCCAGGCUAAGUGUAUCCCCAGGAACUAAGAUGAGUUCUUCCAUGAGUGUGAGUUACGGAGAACAAUUCAAGGAGAGCAAUGGACUGCUAAAUGUACUCCCAAUAUCAGCUGAAAGUGCUGGAUUGCUUCCAAAACACGCAGGUGAGCCAAAAGGUUCAGAUAUACUCCUGGAGGCUGUGGUUGAAGCAGAGGUUGCGGAGAACGCUAAAUUUUUCGUCUCACAGCCUCAUGAUCCGUCAUUGCCCAAGGAGUAACAGCAUCUUUUCAUCUCUCAAUGGCAGUUGAUACAUCGCUUGCACAUUAAACUUUCUUGGUAACUCUUAAGACAGCUUUGAUGGCUGAUGAUGGCAUGUUCUGAUCUUCACCUCAGCGGCACUAUUUUACAUUCCGACUUCAUGUCGAUCUAAAUGGAGAUAGAACUGCCGGAAUGUGAAGUUGACUGUUAAGGUGUAAAUGUUUUGUCAAAUCAAGUAGGAUGUAAUGCUGGGCAGUAGUAGCUUCUUGUGUGUGUGUGUGUGUGUGUGUGUGUGUGUUUUGCUCUAAUAGGUAUUAGUAUGUUGAUGCCCUGUGUUCCACUGUGAUGAUUGAAGAAGGUUGAGUUGCUGCAACGGGAAAUAUGUAGUAUGAUGGAAAGUAUGUGGUUAUAUUGUGUGUCACUGGGAUUAUCACAUGUUCAACACAUAUCCUGUAGUUAUGUAGAAAAUAUGUAGUUGAAACUGGAUUUUUUUUUUCA
Messenger RNA from Triticum aestivum (bread wheat), 1588 nucleotides. RefSeq lists its product as uncharacterized. Bases 279 to 1109 code for a protein of 276 amino acids. NCBI's taxonomy places the organism in Eukaryota, Viridiplantae, Streptophyta, Magnoliopsida, Poales, Poaceae. The transcript has 10 exons. The record is from RefSeq and is a predicted model, not a curated record.